UCCCGGCGGGCCGCGCGCGCGGCCGCGUUUGAAUGGCCGUGAGCGGAGCUCGUCCCGGGACCUAGGGACACUCUAGGCUGCGGGGCGUCGUUCGUCAGCGCCCGCACCGGGCUGCAGCACCGCGGUACCAUGAGGCACCGGACAGAAAUUGAGAGGAGAGAGAAAGACAAGAGGUAGAGAAAGACACCUACAGAUCUGCUUCACCACUUGUGAAGUGACUUCCCCUGCAGGUAUUUAAGAGAUUAUGGCAUCUGAAACCCACAAUGUUAAAAAACGGAACUUUUGCACUAAUAUUGAGGAUCAGUUCAUUGAUCUUCCUCGAAAAAAAAUCUCUAAUUUCACUAAUAAGAACAUGAAGGAGGUUAAGAAAUCUCCAAAACAGUUGGCUGCUUACAUAAAUAGAACCGUUGGACACGCUGUGAAAAGCCCAGAUAAACUACAUAAGGUGAUCUUUCACAGAAAGAAAGGUCAUCAUCCUUUUCCAAGCCCUUACUACCAAAAAAAACAGUCCCCGAGAAGUGGGGACUGUGACAUGGCAAAUAAAGAAAAUGAACUGGCUUGUGCAGGCCACCUGCCUGAAAAGUUACGCCCUGAUAGUCGAACAUAUUUGAUUAAUUCCAGUGAUUCUGGUUCUUCACAGACAGAAAACCCAUCUUCAAAAUAUAGUACUUUUUUUUCUGAGGUUUCUCAGGACCAUGAAACAAUGACACAAGUUUUGUUCAGCAGAAAUUUGAGACUAAAUGUAGCUUUAACUUUCUGGAGAAAGAGAAGUAUAAGUGAACUCGUAGCUUACUUGGUGAGGAUAGAAGACCUUGGUGUCGUGGUGGAUUGCCUUCCGGUGCUCACCAAUAGUUUACAGGAAGAAAAGCAAUACAUCUCACUUGGCUGCUGUGUGGACUUGUUGCCUCUAGUAAAGUCUCUACUUAAAAGCAGAUUUGAAGAGUAUAUAAUAGUUGGUUUAAACUGGCUUCAAGCAGUCAUAAAAAGGUGGUGGUCAGAACUGUCAUCCAAAACAGAAAUAAUAAAUGAUGGUAAUAUUCAGAUUUUAAAACAACAAUUAAGUGGAUUGUGGGAACAGGAGAGUCAUCUAACUUUGGCUCCAGGAUAUACUGGUAAUAUAGCUAAGGAUGUGGAUGCUUAUUUAUUACAAUUGCAUUGAGAGACUUCAUCUGCUAGAGAGCAUUUGGAUAUUCAGAACACCUUUAGACUCUGUGGUUUCCAAAAAAUGUCUUGCCUGAGAACUGUGGAAGAAACCAAAACCAUUUUUUUUUCGUUAAGAGUCUACCUAAUGAAACCCUAACAGUCUACUUCACAUUGAAGUCGAAAUAUCCAAAAGGGACAGCUUCAACUUCAGUGAGGUGAAAGUGCACUGUGAAGAUUGUUCACCUCCAUUGCAUUUGGGAUUUAUAUGGUUAUAUGGCAAUGUUGUUUAAGAACUACUGGAUCUUGAUACAAUCCUGUAUAAGAAUAUAAUUUAUACUAUGUGAAAAAAUAAGACCGGACUUAUUACUAAGAACCACAAAGACCAAUCAAUCAUCUUUUAAAGAUUAUCUUUUGUAAGAAAACACUUAAUUGUAUGCAGCUAUUUUCUUAUGCUGAAAAGACUCUGCAAGUUUAAACACGAUAGCAAAUAAUCAAUACUAAAAUGUUUUGUCCACACUGAGGUAUGGUGUAUACAAAAUGCCUUAAUUUUUAAUAAGCCAAUGUGUAGGAUAGUAAAAUAUGUUUGAAAAAUUAAAUCAACCAUGCUUCUGACAUAAAAUCAUGGAGUUAAUUAGAUCAGGGGUUUCCAUUUAUGUGGAAUGUUAUUAAAACUAUUCCACAUCAUUCUUAAAACUUGAGGCUAUUUUUAGCACCUCUGAUUUUUUUUGGGGGGGCAGCAUCUUGAUGUCAUGUGUGGAUGUAUUAUUACUAUAUAAGAGAAAAAGCUGAGUAUGUAUUUGUAUGAAUGCUUAACUAAAAAUAUCCAUGAAGUUGACUAAUUUAUAUUCAAUUUUUAUUGUACAUAGAUUUCUAAUAUUUUCAGUUAUGUGUCAUUUAAGCCUCUUUCAUUUGAGUAAAUUCACUUAACAUUUCUACUUUUGCUUUUGUAUUCUGGUUUUAUAUGAAUUCUAACUAUCACUACGUAUGUCUAAAGAAUUACAUGCAGUGCUCUAGAAAUGUUUACAGUUAGUGCUGACCAUGUAUUUUUAAGUUCCAACACUUUACAUUCCUACCUCCUCUAAUGGUUGGUAUGAAAUCUGCCAGUAGGCUAGAUGAGGUUGUUUUAUUUUUACUAAUACCAUUUUUAAUGACGGGACCCAUUCUGGAAUGUCUUAACAGCUGUGUAUCUGAUCUAUCUUGAAAGUGACUGGGGUUUAACACCGCUGUUGGUGGAUCAUAUACUCUCAUCUUUAAUAAAUCUGAGAGGCAUCUGAGCAGAUAUUUUAAAUAAUUGAAUGUCUAUGCAGCAAUCCUUUAAGCACUUGAAUGUAAAUCUUGAGCAUUUACACAAUUAGCAACUACUGAUAUGUAUCCCAAAUAAGCAUCUUUCUUGCCUUGAAAAUGUUCUUUCACUGUAUUCUGUUUUGUGUUAUUCCUCACAGUGAGCAUCACUGAUAAUUUAUUUUCUUAAAUCUUUAGAAUAAUUUCAGAUUACAGCAGUCUAAAUUUUGAGAAAGGUUUGAGUCAUUUUCCAGGAGAUGGAAAUCUGAGUCAUAAGCUGUGGUCUCUGUGUAAGAAUCUAAGAUGAUAAAGUCUAACCCUUCUACUCCUUUAAUUAUCACUGUUUCACCUAACAGUUUGAAUCAGUUAAUUCAUUUGGAACAUGGUGCUAAUGAAGCUAAGGACAGGAGUUCAGUUCUGCUAUAGAUCCUUUAGCUUCAUACACAAAAGUAUCCAUAGCUAUAGAGUUCCUUCUCUUAAGUAGCCAUAUUACAAAUUCAGCCCUUGGUCAUAAGGAAGAUAAUGUGCAAAGUAGUAUAAACUAUCACAAAAGGAAAGAUAAUUGAAAUAAUUGGCAUAUAUGUCGAUACAUAGAUAUUUUAAAUCUAAUAUCUAGAAUAAUAUUUAAAAUGUCAUAUUUAAAAUAUUAUGUCACUUUAUUUUCUCUGGGUCAGAUCACUGACUAAAUAAAGUUUCACUGACUAAAUCAAGUUUCAAUAAUACAAAGUAAACCAGUAAAAAUUAAGAACAAUAAAAUACAAAAUGAAACAUACCAAGAAAAGGUAAUGGGUGGGGUGAGUAGUGCACAUAUAUAUAAGGAUGGGAAAUUAUACUCCUAAAAUCUUAUAAUAUUGUAAACUAGUGUUACAUCAAUAAAAAUAUUGUUUAAAAAAAGAAGAAAAGUAAAGGUACUGUCCUAUUAACAUUGAAUUCUUGUGCCUAAGUUUGGAUUUGUUGAAGGAAAGGAAAUAACAUUCCAUUUUAUCUUAUUUGGGACUAUUAUAUAAAUUGGCAAAGUAUUUAGCUCACAAAGAAUAUUUAGUAGCACACAAUUCUAAUUUAUUAGCCUCUGCAGUUUACUUUAGUACCUGCCUGUUACUGAGAUGUAUGUAUUUAUUAUCAGGCUGCUUAAAAGAUCCUGGAUAAAAAAAUGUUGGUUAAGUCAAUAUUGUAAAACAUUUCUAUCUACUACUGUUAGGCUCUUUUCAUACUACUUAAUCAGAACAGUGUUGAUACCUAGAAGAAGCCAAAGAAAGUGCCUACAAAGUAUUUUGGCUGUUCUGCUGACCUAGAUUUGGAUAAUUGUUGUGUUAUUGCUCAUUUGUUGCUGUGCUGUUACACAGUAUACAAAACUGAGGGACUACCCAAAGUCUCCAUGCCUUUUUACCUCUUCUCUUUAGGUUUUCUAUACUUGACUUAGCUAACUUUGGAAGUCUAGGGACAGAUAGCUGAGAAAGUAUUAUAGACAGCUUGCUUCUACUAGAGAUGAAAAAUGAAUGGAUUUUUGUAACAAAUAAUCAUGAUCAGAAUGUGGGUUAAAAAUUAGGCAGCAAGGGCCAGCAAGAUAGUCUGCCUGCUUCACACAUUCAGCCCAGAUUCCAGCCUAUCCCCCACAGCAUUGGAGAAUUGUUGGUGCUGUGAUAACUUUCCUCUCUCCCUCUGUUUGAAAAAGUCAGCUCAGAGUGGUGAAGCUAACAAAGUUAGGAAGCAAAUUCUAUGCUUUGUUGUUUGUUUUUUAGCAAGCUUUAUCAAAUAUUUUCAAUUAGUCUUUGGGCAAUAAGUGCAAAGGAAAUUGAUAUAAAUUAUUUAUGUGAGUUCUUACCUGUGAGGAUUGGAAUAUAAUUGUCCAAAUAUUGUCCAAUUUGGGGAAUCAUUAAUGUCAGCAUUGAACUUUAAGACUACCGAAUAAUUUUUUUUUUUCUUUUUAAACUAGAGACUGCUCAGCCUCUGAUUUAUGGUAGUGUCGGGAGUUGACCCUGGGAUCUAACAGCCUUAGGCAUAAAAACCUUUUGCACAACCAUCAUACAAUCUCAAGAAUUAAAUUCUAAUGCCUCUAAUAUACUGAGUACAUAUAAUGUUUUAAUCUCAAAGAUGGUGUGUGGGCUCAAAGCAAUAUUUUUGGUCUUUAAAAUAGAGAUUUUUCUUGAACUUAAAGCUUUUUUUUACUUCACAAAUUGUUAUAAAUGGCAUUAAUGGUGACUAAUUUGAGUAAUGGCUUAAUACUGAUCAUAGAAAUCAUACUUGAGUAUUUACUAAAUUAGCCAAGGAGUUCAGCAAAGCAAAAUUUGUUGCUAUUUUAUUAGUCAUUUUCAGUUGUCUUUAUUCUUACUUAAGAACAAGAUGGUAUUAUCAGUUGCAUUUUUUUAAAAGAUUUUAUUUAUUUAUGAGAAAGAUAGGAGGAAAGAGAAAGAACCAAACAUCACUCUGGCACAUGUGCUGCUGGGCAUCGAACUCGGGGCCUCAUGCUUGAGAGUCCAAAGCUUUACCACUGCGCCACCUCCCGGACCACAGCCUUUUUUGAUUUAAAGAAGAUGAGGAGAAAGUAGCAAGUUGCUGACUCAAGAAUGAUUGAUUUAUUUGAAUGUACUACUUAUCUUUCAACACAGAUUUUUAUGUUUGGAUUCAUCGGAUGGAAAUAGUACUGUUGGACAUUUGUUGGUAGGUGUUCACUCCUGUGUUAUUUUUCCUUAAUUUCUAAUUAUUCUACCUAAAAAAAGUUGUCAUAAAAUGUUAAUAUGCUGUUCUUCCUGUUUUUUAUGCUGUAACAGGAAUAUGCAAUAAAAGGUCAUCCCUAAA
Messenger RNA from Erinaceus europaeus (western European hedgehog), 5220 nucleotides. RefSeq names its product katanin regulatory subunit B1 like 1 (gene KATNBL1). NCBI's taxonomy places the organism in Eukaryota, Metazoa, Chordata, Mammalia, Eulipotyphla, Erinaceidae. The record is from RefSeq and is a predicted model, not a curated record. Gene Ontology annotation, cellular component: nucleolus. The transcript has 11 exons. Gene Ontology annotation, molecular function: microtubule binding. Bases 245 to 1159 code for a protein of 304 amino acids.